Messenger RNA from Pyrus x bretschneideri (Chinese white pear), 1835 nucleotides. RefSeq names its product low-temperature-induced 65 kDa protein. Lineage: Eukaryota; Viridiplantae; Streptophyta; Magnoliopsida; Rosales; Rosaceae. The record is from RefSeq and is a predicted model, not a curated record. Gene Ontology annotation, biological process: response to abscisic acid; response to stress.
AUGGAGUCACAAAUGGCCCGUCCUCACGAUCACGAGGACAACCGCCACACCCAGCACCUUGGCACGCACCAAGGCGAAGAGGAGGACCACCAGGAGAAGUCGGUUCUGAAGAAGGUAAAGGAGAAGGCGAAGAAGAUAAAGAACAAGCUCACAAAGCAUGGUAAUGGCCAUGGCCACGAACACGAACACGACCAAGAUGAUCUCGACGAGGAAGAUGAUGAAGAAGACGAAGACCCUGAAGUGCACGGUGCAACAACCAUAAGGAGUGGUGCACCAGGGCAAGGAGAUAUUUUGAAGGUGCCAAUGGUGAAAUUCGGGGACACGAAAGCAGCGAUUCAGGAUCGCGAUCCCAAAGUGCCGCAUUUGGAGAGGACCGAACCGAUGAAGGAAUAUGUGCCCACCGGGGGUCAUUUGGGUCAAACCAGGGUCCAUUUGCACCACCGGGGCUUGGACGAUCGCACCUCUAUUUCUUCUCGUGGAGAUUACCAGAAGACCAAUGUCAAUGUCACCGACCCAAGUCAUGCUUUUGCUACAGAGAAAGAAGGGCACUUCGGUCAGUCCAGGGUAAAUUUGGACCGACCGAGAGGAUUGGAAGAGGAUCCACAUGCGCCAAAGGCCAAUCCUCAAGGUUAUACUCCUUCAAACUAUGAGACUAAAGUCACUGAUCCAACUCAUGCAGGUGGUGAAGAAAUUGGAAUUUCGCCGAUUCUCCAUUCGUUUGGUAAGAUUAACAUUCAUGGUGGAGAUGCCAAGCCAUCAUCGAACCAGGGCAGUAGUUACACGGAGAAAGUUUCAUCUGCCACUUCCGCUAUCGCUGAAGAGGCGAUAUCUGCAAAAAAUGCAGUUGCUUCCAAGCUUGGGUAUGGAGGAGGGAACAAUGAUCAACACGAAGAUGUUAAUCCGCAUGCUUAUUCUCCAGCAAAUGAUUCGACUAAUACAGGAUUACACCAUUAUGUUGGAACAAAUCAAAACCCGAGCACUGGAAGCCAUGAUCAAUUUUCUCCUGAGCACCCAUCAAACCAGGGCGGUAGCUACACAGAGAAAGUUUCAUCCGCCACGUCUGCCAUUGUUGACAAGGCAAUAUCUGCCAAAAACGCCGUCGCUUCAAAGCUAGGAUACGGUGGGGACACUGAUCAACAGCAACAUGGAGAUCAGGCAGCCGUUAGGUCCGGGUCAGCUGCACCUGGGCAACAGGAUGAGGGUAUUACAGCCGCAGUUACUGAGAAGCUGACACCUGUCUACGAGAAGUUUGCCGGGGCAGGGAGUGCAGUUAUGUCGAAACUCCCCGGCGGUGCUGGGACAGCUGGCAAAGAAGAAGUCCACCGGGGUACUGGUACCACUACUACAGGGGGUGAGUAUAACAAAGCCGGGCAGGACAAAGGAAUUUCUAUGAAGGGCUAUUUGUUUGAGAAGUUAAAGCCUGGUGAGGAGGACAGGGCGCUGUCCGAGGUGAUAUCAGAAACCCUACACAUGCAUAAGGCAGGGCACCCUGGGAGUGGUGCCCGGCCUGUUGGGAAAGUGACCGAGAGCAUGGAGGUGACUCAGCGGUUGGGGCCGGAUUAUGGGGAUGCUGACGUCCAGCAGUCUAGCUAUGGGAAAGUUGUUGCGGAUACCCUUAAAGGGGCUGUUGGUUCAUUGCUUGGGAAAGCUGAUCAAAGCGCCACUUCUCCUCAGUCCCUUGGUUCUUCAAGUGGUACAGAGGGUUUCUCUAGUUCUGGCAGUGGAGUGGUGGAGCGGCGAGGCCGUGGUGGUGCGGAGCAGCAGAUACUUCAGGGGUCCAGCAACUGAAGAUGGCCGCGGAUGGAAGUUUGUUGGUGAAUAAAUGGGAUAUUUAG